AGCACGUAAACUACUGACUGACUGACUGACUGGCUCACUGACAGUAUUCCCCAAGGAGUGACUCCCAACUCAUUGCUUCCUUUUCCCUUCCCCUUUCCCUCAUCUCCUUGUGGAUAAGGCCUCCAACUGCAACUGCAAUUGCAUUUGCAUUGCAUGCCCCCCUCCCUCUCUCUCUUUUUCUGUCACUUGCCUUCAUGCAUGGCAAUGGCAUAGCAGCUGAUGGUCAUCAACUCACGAGAUCCACUCUUCUCCACUCUCUCUCUCUACACACACACACACAUAUAUAUAUAUCCCCCUUAGCACCUUUCCCUCAUUCAUUCCAUCUUAUCUCAUGUUCACCUCAUCUCAUCCAUCAAUCUCUAGCCUCCUUCAUAAUUAAUUAAUUAAUUAAUUAAUUAAUUAAUUAAUCCACAGCAGUUAAUCACAAUUAAUAAUGGAGGUUGAAUCAGUCAAGCAGCAGUCUUCUUCUCCCUGGCCAAAGCCCAGCCCUCCCCCUCCCCCUAGCCCCCAGAGGAUGAUCAUCACCGUGGCCUCCAUUGCCGCUGGCAUCCAGUUCGGCUGGGCCCUCCAGCUCUCCCUCCUCACCCCUUACGUUCAGCUCCUCGGCAUCCCCCAUACCUGGGCUGCCUUCAUCUGGCUCUGCGGCCCCAUCUCUGGCAUGGUCGUCCAGCCUGUAGUCGGCUAUCACAGCGACCGCUGCACCUCCCGCUUCGGCCGCCGCCGCCCCUUCAUCGCUGCCGGCUCUGCCCUUGUCGCCACCGCCGUCUUCCUCAUCGGCUUCUCCGCUGACUUAGGCCACCUCUUUGGCGACCUCAACAACCGCACCCCUAAGCCCCGUGCCAUCGCCGUCUUCGUCGUCGGCUUCUGGAUCCUCGACGUUGCCAACAACAUGUUGCAGGGCCCUUGCCGGGCGCUCCUGGCGGACCUGGCGGCUGCGAGCCAGAGGAAGACCCGAAUUGCCAACUCCUUCUACGGCUUCUUCAUGGCGGUGGGGAACGUUCUCGGGUUUGCUGCAGGCUCCUACACCCACCUAUACCGCCUCUUUCCAUUCACAAGAACCAAAGCCUGCGACCUCUACUGCGCCAACCUCAAGUCCUGCUUCUUCCUCUCCAUCGCACUCCUCCUCUCCCUCACUGCCCUCGCCUUGUCCACCGUCCCCGAGAAGCCCUUCUCCUCCGACGAUAUUAGUAUUGAUUCCAAGAACACCACCGCCCCAGCUGCCGCCGCCGCUGCUGUGCCCACCUCAUCAUCAUUGGAGAUCGAGGAGGAUGCAGGGGAUGGGGUGGUAACUAAUAGUAAUAAUAACAAUAAUAAUGGAUAUUCAUCAUCCUCUGUCGUCAAGCAAUUAGAAGCGCCCGUCCCCUUCUUCUGCCGGGAAAUAUUUGGUGUCUUGAGGAGUUUAAAGCGCCCCAUGUGGACCCUGCUCUUGGUGACGGGUCUCAACUGGAUUGCUUGGUUCCCCUUCCUCCUGUUUGACACUGACUGGAUGGGCCGGGAAGUGUACGGCGGGAAGGUCGGUGAAGGCGGGGCCUACGCUGCCGGUGUACGAGCAGGAUCGCUGGGCCUGAUGCUCAACUCAGUGGUGUUGGGCGUCAUGUCUCUCGCGGUGGAGCUGCUUGCCCGUGGGGCAGGCGGCGUCAAGCGGCUGUGGGGCUGUGUCAAUUUCCUGCUGGCCCUCUGCUUGGGCCUGACUGUGCUCAUCACCAAGCUGGCUGACUCCACCCGGAGGUUCUCAGCCGGCGAGCCCCUGCCGCCUCCUGGGCCCGUGAAGGCCGGUGCACUGGCCCUCUUUGCACUGCUGGGGAUACCCUUGGCUGUGACUUACAGUAUCCCAUUUGCUCUGGCGUCGAUAUUCUCCAAUUCCUCCGGUGCAGGCCAAGGACUUUCGCUCGGAGUUUUGAACCUUGCAAUUGUUAUUCCCCAGAUGUUGAUAUCGGUGAUAAGCGGACCAUGGGAUGCACUGUUUGGAGGAGGGAACUUGCCAGCUUUUGUGGUGGGGGCAGUGGCGGCCGCAGUCAGUGGCCUGCUGGCGAUAACGUUGCUCCCUUCUCCGGUCCCGGAUGAUGUUCCUCCGUCAGCGAAAACAACCGUCCUUGCUGGAAGCCCAACAACAACAACAAGAGCAGCAGUAGCAACAGCAACAACAAUGUCAAUUGAGUCCAUGACCAUUUCCAAUUAAUCAGUUAUAUUAAUAAUUGGGCGCUGUUGCUUCCUUCUUACUAUGAUCGAUCUCAGCUCGUGAUUAAUAUAUAUAAUAUAUGUAGUCUUUAAUCAAUUGACCGUGCAACUGUGUAUAUGCAUAUAUGGCUUCUUGUCUUCUUUUAAUAAAAUGCAGCCAUCCAUGUAUAUGCAUUUUCAUCAGAAUCAGCAAUUAGCUAAUAUAUAUAUAAAUUGAAGAAUGAGGAUGGAAAUAAUAAAUAAAUAUAAAGUCAACCAGAUAUUUGAUAUGUUAUCUCCUAAUCUAUUUAUAUUAUAUUAAAGUUGGCUCCUAAAGAGACAUCCGUUCGAUAAAUGAGAGCUUGUCACGUAAGCUUUUUCUUUCAUUUCUUGACUUAUCAUCACAUGUCUUUUCAAAUGAUUCUACAUGAAAAUAUAUCUAUUACAAUAAAGAUCAAUUUAUUUUCUACCAUUUUCGUUAUGGAUAUAAGUUGCUCUACAUUAUUACUUUCAUAAGGUAAUUAUUAUUUCCCUAAUAAAUUAGUCUACAAUGUCUAAUCGAAUAAUUAGUCUACAAUAUAUUUCUUCUUAUUCGGUUUUUGCAGGUUCAUCGUCUCCUCCCUCCUCCUUGGUCACAACCCUUGCAGCCACGAUCCUCCUGUCCCUCCAUCGGCUCUACACCUCUCCUCCUGGGCCACCACCCUUGCGGCCCUGAUGCUCUUCAUCAUCAGCUUGACGACCUUGCAAUUUGAUUGGGAUCCGUUCAGUCUGCGCCAAUUGUUUCUCAUUGCGUUAUCCUUUGCUUUUGCAGGUGCAUCUACUGCUAAUUUGAGCUUCGAUGGUGGAUUCGUCUUGGAAUUCACCUCAAGGCAUGAAAUGAGAUUCGUUGGUAGAGCUGAUGCUUGUUGCAUCUCCAACUAGAACAUCAAAAUCUCUCUGUUCAGGAUUACUAUCCUGUUCUCGGUCUACCUGGAAAUGCCAGCAAAUCUGAUCAAAACUAAAAGGGGGACACUAGAGACGAUGCUGCUGGCGUCUUGAUGGCGCGCAGUCCAAGAAGAAUUGUCUUAUCGUCAAAUCCGUCAUUGUAGUAUGCCCUCUCAUGAACGAUGAUUUACUUUAUAUGCGAAUAUGUGUAUAUUGAUCUAUUUGAGAUUACGCUUUUCCCAUUAUAGUGCUGAAUUAUUUAUUAGGUAGGUAAAACUGGAGGCGUCCGGUUUCUAUUAUGUGUUUUAGACAUACUUUCAUUAUGUGUUUUGUACUUUAUAUUAGAGAACUUUAAGUUAGGCUCUUAGUCCAUCAUUUAUAAAGAAGAACCGUUUAUAACAUA
Messenger RNA from Punica granatum (pomegranate), 3484 nucleotides. The record is from RefSeq and is a predicted model, not a curated record. Lineage: Eukaryota; Viridiplantae; Streptophyta; Magnoliopsida; Myrtales; Lythraceae.